CGCGCCUGAAGGACCCCGCGCGGGCCGCGGGGCUGGCCAGCUCGGCGCCUGCUGGCCACGUGACGUGCCCGGAGGGGGAGGUGGAUCGGACCGAACUCCGACGGGACUGGGGCUCCGAACCCGGAGUCUGGUGCCCUGAGGCCCCGGGAGCAGGCGCGGAAGCGAGAUGGCCUCCGCCUGGCGAAGCCCUCAGGCUCUGCAGCUCACCCUGGCCCUCGUCAAGCCCGACGCCGUAGCCCACCCACUGAUUCUGGAGGCCGUCCACCAGCAGAUCCUGAGCAGCCAGCUCCUCAUCGUGCGGCGGAGAGAGCUGGUGUGGAGGAGGGAAGACUGCCGCCGCUUCUACCAGGAGCACGAAGGGCGCUUCUUCUACCAGCGGCUGGUGGAGUUCAUGGCCAGCGGGCCCAUCCGGGCCUACAUCCUCGCCCACCCGGACGCCAUCCAGCGCUGGAGGACGCUGAUGGGGCCCACCAGGGUGUUCCGGGCGCGCCACGUGGCCCCCGACUCCAUCCGGGGCAGUUUGGGCCUCACCGACACCCGCAACACCACCCACGGCUCCGACUCCGUGGCCUCGGCCAGCAGGGAGAUCGCGGCCUUCUUCCCGGACUUCAGUGAGCAGCGCUGGUACGAGGAGGAGGAGCCGCGGUGGCGCUGGGGUCCCGUGCGCUACAGCCCGGAGGGCGGCGUCCACUGCGCAGCGGGCACGGGCGGCCCGGCCCGGCCUGACCCCGGCCCGGCCGUCUGAGGGCUGGAUGGGGGCCGGGCGCAGCGGGCACGGGCGGCCCGGCGGUCUGAGGGCUGGAUGGGGGCCGGGCGCAGCGGGCACGGGCGGCCCGGCGGUCUGAGGGCUGGAUGGGGGCCGGGCGCAGCGGGCACGGGCGGCCCGGCGGUCUGAGGGCUGGAUGGGGGCCGGGCUGGGGUCCCGUCCACUGCGCAGCGGGCACAGGCGGCCCGGCGGUCUGAGGGCUGGAUGGGGGCCGGGCUGGGGUCCCGUCCACUGCGCAGCGGGCACAGGCGGCCCGGCGGUCUGAGGGCUGGAUGGGGGCCGGGGCUCAUGGCGCCGAGGCCGCUGGGCACCACCCGCCUGCCGCCUGGCUCCGCGCUGCCUGCCUCGGCCUGGCGCUCUGCUCCGCGCUGGGCUGGUCGGGGGCCCGGGAACGGAGCGGGGCUGCUCCUCCUCCUCCUCAGACUGCUCACCCUUCUCGGGGCGGGGGAGCCCCCCGCCUGCCGGGUGACUGUACCCAGGCUCGGCCUCUGUCUCCCUGCGAGGCGACUGCUCGGGUGCUGGUCCCUAUGGAGUCACUGAGCCCCCGGAGGCCCCCCCCUGCUCCGGGCAGGGGAGCCCUGCAGACCUCUCCCGGGUCCACACGGUGCAGCCCACGUGCGGGAGCACCGGGACGGAGCGAGUGUGGGCUCCGAUCCCGCUGGACGCCGGCCCAGACCUGCUUCCUGGGCGGGGGAGGGGGGCCUUUAUGUGAACAGAGGCCGUGUAGUUGCUUAAGAGAGGAGUAAUCACGCCCUGGCCGGUGUGGCUCAGUGGACAGAGCGCCGGCCUGCAGUCUGAAGGGUCCCGGGUUCAGAUCCGGUCAGGGGCACCUAAGGGGAGCACGCAGGAGCAGCCGAUCCAUGAUUCUCUCAUCAUCAGUGUUUCUGUCCUCUCCCUUCCUCUCUGAAAUCAAUAAAAAUAUA
Molecule: messenger RNA, 1689 nt
Organism: Pipistrellus kuhlii (Kuhl's pipistrelle)
Lineage: Eukaryota; Metazoa; Chordata; Mammalia; Chiroptera; Vespertilionidae
Gene: NME6
Product: NME/NM23 nucleoside diphosphate kinase 6
Exons: 7
Coding region: 167-745 (192 amino acids)
Biological process (GO): UTP biosynthetic process; CTP biosynthetic process; GTP biosynthetic process
Molecular function (GO): nucleoside diphosphate kinase activity
Source: RefSeq, a predicted model, not a curated record